AUGACACAACUGUGGACUGGCUACAGUUUGCUGUACCUGGAGGGCCAAGAGAAAGCCCACACACAGGACCUCGGUCAGGCUGGGUCAUGUAUGCGUCUCUUCAGCACCAUGCCGUUCUCCUUUUGCAACAUGGGCACGUGUGACUACGCCAGCCGCAAUGACAAGUCCUACUGGUUGUCCACCACAGCGUCAGUGCCCAUGAUGCCCGUGGCGGACCAGGACAUCCAACAACACAUCAGCCGCUGCGUGGUGUGUGAGGCCCCCUCCCCUGCUGUGGCAGUUCACAGCCAGGACAACAGCAAUCCCUUCUGUCCCCCCAACUGGAGGAGUCUUUGGGUAGGAUACUCCUUCCUCAUGCACACAGGGGCCGGCGAUGAGGGUGGUGGCCAGUCUCUGACAUCAUCAGGAAGCUGCCUGAGGGACUUCCGUGCCCAGCCGUUCGUGGAAUGCCAGGGCCCGCGGGGUACGUGCCACUACUUCGCCAACAUCUACAGCUUCUGGUUGACCCGGGUGGGCGCAGAUGGACCGCUGAGCUCCUCUACUUCACAGGGCACGCUCAAAGAGGAGUGGCAACAGCGCCUCAACGUAGGCCGGUGCAACGUGUGUAUGAAAGAGUGA
Messenger RNA from Oncorhynchus tshawytscha (Chinook salmon), 618 nucleotides. Its product is annotated as collagen alpha-2(IV) chain-like. Lineage: Eukaryota; Metazoa; Chordata; Actinopteri; Salmoniformes; Salmonidae. Gene Ontology annotation, cellular component: collagen trimer. The coding region runs from base 1 to 618 and encodes 205 amino acids. Gene Ontology annotation, molecular function: extracellular matrix structural constituent. The record is from RefSeq and is a predicted model, not a curated record. The transcript is spliced from 3 exons.